Myzus persicae (green peach aphid) is the source of this 630-nucleotide messenger RNA. RefSeq lists its product as uncharacterized. The record is from RefSeq and is a predicted model, not a curated record. The coding region runs from base 1 to 630 and encodes 209 amino acids. The transcript has 2 exons. NCBI's taxonomy places the organism in Eukaryota, Metazoa, Arthropoda, Insecta, Hemiptera, Aphididae.
AUGUCACAAAACACUAAAACUAGAUUUUCCUGUCAGACUUGUCGAGUCCCAAGCCAAAAAUCUGACAAAGUAAUUUCAAAAAAACCGGAGGAAAGGAUGGAAGAGCUUAUUAAGUCAGUUUCUUUUAUGAGUUCACAAUUUGAUGAAUUCAACAAAAAACUGGACGCGGCUUUACUGGAAAUGAAUCACCUACGAACAGAAAAUAAUAAAUUAAAAAUUGAAAAUACUAGAUUAGCAAACGAUAUACUAGAUAUAAAACAAAAACUUGAUACAUUUGAACAAGCGAACAUGGGUAUCGAAGCUUCAAGAUUAAACUCAACUAAUAACAAACCGUCAAUAAUAAUUGCAAAACUAGAAACUUCGGAAAUGAGAAAAAACCUAAUAAAAAUAAAUAAACUACAGAAACUAAAUGCAAACAUGCUAUCAGAAAAUUGGAAUAAAGAAAAUAAAAUCUACAUCAAUGAACGUUUGACGAAAGAAAAACGUAUACUUUACUCAAAAACAAGGGCUGCUGGUAAAGAACGCAACUACAAAUUUAUAUGGAUUUCAAAUGCAGAUAUCUUAAUAAGAAAGGAUGAAAACUCUAAAAUAACUCGAAUAAGAUCAAUCAACGACAUUGAACGCAUGUAA